Messenger RNA from Penicillium malachiteum, 1557 nucleotides. RefSeq lists its product as uncharacterized. Bases 1 to 1557 code for a protein of 518 amino acids. The record is from RefSeq and is a predicted model, not a curated record. NCBI's taxonomy places the organism in Eukaryota, Fungi, Ascomycota, Eurotiomycetes, Eurotiales, Aspergillaceae. The transcript has a single exon. Gene Ontology annotation, biological process: positive regulation of transcription by RNA polymerase II; DNA-templated transcription. Gene Ontology annotation, molecular function: DNA-binding transcription factor activity, RNA polymerase II-specific; zinc ion binding; sequence-specific DNA binding.
AUGAAUGACAGUGAAUUUAAAGUGCGAAAACGCAACCCAAAAGCCUGUAGACGCUGUCACCGUCGGAAGCAGAGAUGCGUGGGCUAUCCGAAUUGUCUGAACUGCGAAGCUGCGAACUCCAUAUGUACCAGAUCAGAGACAUCUGCAUUCCAACCGGCAUCCGAACGAUAUCAUGGAAUGUCAAAAGAUGCGUUGUUUCAUAGGAUCGAGGAGUUGGAAGCUCAAUUAAAUAAUGUCACCAAGAAUUCAAAUUGCCCCAAUGAAACUUCCCUGCGAUAUGAAAGCCCUGAGCAACUCCCUCCUAACCUUCCCGAGGUAGGCCACCUGUUUGAUGUGAUGGAGUUCUUGACCGUGGGACAGAUGACAGAGGCGACCCACCAAACAACUGUUUCAGCACCAAGGACGUUGAUUGCCAGGGAGAUGGACCAAUUAUUUGAAAACACUGUCUUAGAGAGUUAUGACUCGGAAAAAGCUGCUAGUGCUGGCAAUAAGGAGAACGACAUAGAGUCCGGUGAUGACAACCUACUCGCGCGCCCGGCAGUCCCACCUGAUGGAGAAGGUUUGAAGUACAUCCGCGUUUACAUGGAGACAAUGCAUAACCACAUGCCGUAUAUUGAUAGCGAGGAGAUUUAUCAACUCCACGAGAAAAGACUCGAAUCCAUUGCGCCAACACGUUCUGCACGUUGGAAGUCAUUCAAGAUCUUCAUGGUCUACGCUAUUGGAGCCGCAACAUGUCGAGCUACAGAGAGCCAGCCCAGUGUCCCCGUCGCUGAUCUUCUACGCACAGCUUUACAACACAAGCCUGCUGUCACAGAACUCCGCUCUCUUCAAAGCAUCGAGGCCAUGAUGCUACUGAUCAUGUACAACCUACGCAUACCAAACAGUGCUAAUAUUUGGUACAUGAUUGGUCUCGCCAUGCGAACAGCAAUAGACCUUGGGCUGCAUAGAGAAGUCAACUAUCUCCAAUUAAAACCCGACGAGUCCCAACGGAGGCGACGCUUAUUCUGGAGCGUUUACGUCAUGGAUCGAAGCAUUGCCCGGCUUCUUGAUCGACCUUUCAAUAUUGCUGAAUAUGACAUCGACGUUGGUUUGCCAUUUGACUACCAAGAGCCAUUCCAGGGAUAUUCUCAUGAGGAACCUCUGCGACGAGAAAGACAUUUAAGAACGAGUAUCGCCGUUUUCAUCCCUGCUAUCAGGCUGAUUCGCUUGAAGUCGCAAAUCCAAACCCGAGUUCACAGAGUCGAUAAAGAUGUUUCGUUGCUGCUGCCAGAGAUCAACCCUUUAUUUUCAGCCUUGGAAGAAUACAAAAGAUCUCUUCAAUCUGACCUCUCGCCCAUGGACAAAGACUGGAUCAAUAUGCACUGGAAUAAUGGCAUUAUGAUUCUAAUCCAACCGUUUCUAAGUGAACUUCCUUCUGAUCAUGAAUUGAUUCAGACCUGUAUGAAGGCAUCUGGAAGGAUGUGUCAGGUUUACAAGUCGCUGCAUCAAAAGGGGUAUAUAGGCUUUGGGUAUUUCUUAGUCAGUACUUUGUUCAAAGCCGGUCUUACAUUAUGGUGA